AUGACGUCUUGAUUCCCGCGACGGUUUUCGCGUUCUCGUCACAUGUGUUUUGAAAACGAACGGGACUGUGGAUGUUAUAGCCUCGAUUGAAGGGAUUUUAGUAACGUUUGAGCAACUAUGUCUUUUGUGGAGGACGAAGUGUCAGACAGUGGAGUGGAGUCCCGCUCGCGGUUGGAAAGCUAUGUGUUCAGUUGUGAGCUGUCUUCCGAGGUUCCGUUUUACACAUUUCAAGCAGAUGAAGAUGACGAUGUGGAACAUUUUCUCGAGCUUAGAACGAUUUGUCUGGGUGACGGUGCCAAAGAGGAGAAUAAUGUUGUGGAAGUGACCGCUAUGAAUCACCAAGGAAAGAAAAUAUCAGUGCCCCUAGCUAAUCUCAACAUCUCCUGCCUGCCUAUGGUAAGCCUCGGGGAGUUUGAGUUGAUGGCUCCCGUCACGCUACGACUGAAGUCCGGCACUGGACCAGUGACCGUCAGUGGAUUACAUUUAGUUGCCACAGAGAAUGAAGAGUCUGAGUUAUCGGACGAAGACGACGACGAAGACGAUGACAGUGAGGAGGAAAUGCCCUCAGUCAAACCGGCCAAGAAAAAGCUGAAAGCCUAGAGAUGUUCACGCCAGACCUUUACACGUUUUAUACAGUAUUAGACUUAAUGUUCUACCACGAGACGUGACGGAGAGCGGCGUAGGAUUUAUCGGAGUUUUGUAAUUGCAAGUGUUAAAUGGAAAGGUUAGAGCCUCCAUACAACCAGCUCCAUGAACAUUCAUGUUGAUAAUGUUUUAAUGGUUAAUACUGUUACUUAUGUGAAUGUAAGUAACUGCCAACACCAAACUUCAGAUUCAGUUCUAGUUCAGGGUCUGAGCGUUCACUCCUGCUGAGCCCUGAAGUGAGGUUUGAUUCCAGAUCCCUGUAACCUACUGUUAAAUCAUGACACUGUCACAGUGGCAGCCUGUCACUCUUCUGCCUUUAGGGAAUACACCAGCAUUCUUCUCUACAGAUGUUCCUCUCACGCUGUUUUGUUGUUUGAAAUUUUUGUCCUUUUUUAAUUUUUUUGCAAUCAGGGUUUUUAUAUCCAAGUCCCUUUUUUGAAGGGCUGAUCGAGUGCAGCUUUGCAUGGAGCAUUUUAUGUUGAGAUCAGUCUGGAAGGACUUGCCAUGGUUGCCGUUUUUGUAUUUUUACAGAUUUAUUUACAGAUUCUGUAAAUAAAAUGUGGUGUUUUAGUAGAA
Molecule: messenger RNA, 1221 nt
Organism: Puntigrus tetrazona (Sumatra barb)
Lineage: Eukaryota; Metazoa; Chordata; Actinopteri; Cypriniformes; Cyprinidae
Gene: npm3
Product: nucleophosmin/nucleoplasmin, 3
Exons: 5
Coding region: 118-600 (160 amino acids)
Biological process (GO): chromatin remodeling
Cellular component (GO): nucleoplasm; nucleolus; cytoplasm
Molecular function (GO): histone binding; RNA binding; chromatin binding
Source: RefSeq, a predicted model, not a curated record